UCAACAAUAUUUUUUGAACGGCGAUAGUCGCGCUUUUAUCGAUAUCACUGAAUUAUUUAUUGUGAAAACAUCUCCACAGUCUCCCUGUGUUUAUAAUGGAGUCUGGCGGCUAGCUGGUUAACAUUAGCCUUUAGCCUUUAGCGUAACCACUGCGGUGGAGACGACUGAAGGUUCCGGUUGACACACGGACACAAACAAUCCGGAGCACGAAGCGUAAGAAGUGAGCCGUUUUAUUUUGCUGCACUUUAAUUCUGAGGUUCGUCCCUGUCUCACAUGGAGUCCCUCAACACGUUUGAAUCUGAGAUGGAGGCUGAUGGACAGGGGAACUACUCUCUGUUUCCUGCUCUGGACAGCAUCGCAAGUCUGUCAGGGACUGCAGAAACUCUGGAGAGCGAACCGCCCGGUGAAAUUUCGGAGAAGCCAAACCUCACAUGGCUGGAUGCUGCACAGAUUGUCUUGGAGGAAGCGGGACGUCCCAUGCACAUAAAGGAGAUUAAACAGAGAAUCAUUGACAGAGGACUUGUUCAAUCUAAUGCAAAGUCGAGCCUGGAGGCGGUCAUGUACCGUGAGACACAAAAAGGAAGCAGGAGAUUCAAGAGGAUUGAGAACAGAAACGGAGUCUUUGCUCUGCUGACGGAUGAGGAGCGGCAGCAGGCCCUGCAGACCUUCACCUCCCAGUCUUUCCUCAGCUCUCCGCAGCAGAAUACCGUCGGCAGCUCUGGCUCAGGGGCCUCGGGAGCCGGCUUUCCAUCCCCUGCCAGUUCCUCUGAGCACAAGACCAAGGCGAAGAGAGUUUCUCGAAAAACCCAGAAUGAAAAGUACCGGCUUAAGUACCUUAGGCUGCGCAAAGCAGCUCGGGCCAUGAUAUUUGAGAAUGCAGCUGUCUGCGAUGAAGUUGCCCACUUGGAAGAGAAGUUUCUGAGAGCGAAGGAGGAGCGAAGGUUUUUACUGAAAUCCUUGUUGCAGUACCAGUCCUUGUCAGAGGGGGAGAUUCUGCCCACACCCAGCUCAAGCGCUCAUCCACCUGUUCCACCUGUGGCACUAACAUCAGUACCCACAGGUGCUUCGGGCCUGUCUGGGGGACACAACCUGGCAUCAGUGGUGUCAACAGGGGAAGAAGGUCCUCUUAAAAAACCCAAGAAGGAAAGGAAAGAGAGGGGGAGGGAGAAUGGAAAGGAAGAAUUGCCGAAGAAGAUGACUAAGAAGAGAAAGCUAAUGGACGGGUCUCGGAAGCUGGUGCAGCCCAUCUCUCUGGACUCAUGUGGUCGCCCCGUCUUUCCCAUCGUCCUGGGAGGUUUAACAGUCUACAGUCUUGGGGAGAUCAUUACAGACAGAAUGUUGUUCCAUGAUGAGUGUGCCAUCUACCCAGUGGGCUUCUGCAGCACACGAGUCUUUGCCAGCAUGAAGAACCCCGACCAGCAGUGCCUUUACACCUGCCAAAUCAAGGAUGGGGGGACAGGUCCAAAGUUUGAGAUUGUGCCUGAAGAAGACCCUCAGAAUGCCAUCAUGGCCUCCUCUGCCCUGACGUGCCACUCCAACCUCCUGAAGGCCAUCGCUUCUGUCAGCUCAUGUCCUUCCCCUAGUUCCAAGUGUGUGGUGCCCAUCGUGCCAUCAGGAGCAGACUUCUUUGGUUUCUCUCACCCCACCAUCCAGAAUCUCAUCCAGAGUUGUCCUGGAGCACGCAAAUGUACCAACUACAGAUGGAUCCGUUUCGAGGUGUGUCGCCCAGGUGAUGGCCAGGUCCCUCACAUCCUUUCAGAGGACGAUGCCUCUGUCAACUUUGAGGCCUACCAGAGACACCAGUGCUUUGAAGAGAACAACAAGACGGAACAUGUCACAGGACAGACACCGCAGUCUCCUAGUUCCUCUCAUCAGCACCACCUGACUUCCCCCACCAUGAAGCCCUCGACCUCAUAUUUCAGCUCCUGAUUCUGGUAGUGCCACUGAAGUCUUACUCGAUGGUGAACUUUACUUUUGUAUUUACAACCCUAUUUCAAAAAUACCUUCCUGUUUAAGUCAUUCAUGAAAUAGCAGCAUCAUGAUAACUUGUUGAUGUUGAUGAUAAUAUAAUAUAGUUGAUGAUAAUAUACUGGAAAUGGAUGGUGAAUUAGCUCUGUGCUUAAUGUGAUAUCCCAAGACCUCUUAGUAGAAAUUACAUUCUAUAUUCUCUGUACAAACAUACAUGGUUUUAUAAUCCUAGUUUACUUUAUAUUUAAAAAGUAAUUAACUAUUUUACUAAUUGGGGGUCUCAGGAAAAUCUAAAUUGCUGGUUAUUAUUCUGUCCCAUGUGCACACUUUGGUUCAAGGCAUCCUAUUGCCUUUCUAUUUAAAGUUUUGCAAUUAAAGUGUACAUUUUUCUUAAA
Messenger RNA from Hippoglossus stenolepis (Pacific halibut), 2363 nucleotides. It is a transcript of the gene fyrd1, whose product is annotated as transforming growth factor beta regulator 1. Bases 274 to 1929 code for a protein of 551 amino acids. The transcript is spliced from 15 exons. Gene Ontology annotation, cellular component: nucleus. Lineage: Eukaryota; Metazoa; Chordata; Actinopteri; Pleuronectiformes; Pleuronectidae. The record is from RefSeq and is a predicted model, not a curated record. Gene Ontology annotation, biological process: regulation of DNA-templated transcription; regulation of cell cycle.